AUGGGGCUGCCACUUUUAAACACCUUUCCAGUCACAGAAUUAAGAUGUACAGCACACAAGUGCAACUUGUACCUUUGGUCACUCAAUCGCAAUGUCACUCUCUUAACACUUUUAAAUAAUAAGCUGGAAGAUUUCCUGCUGACCAGUGACCUUAGAUAUACCCUUUUUUCUGGGCAGACCGGCACCCUGAAGACAGCCCUACUAGACUACAUCAAACGUUGCCGCCCUGGAGACAGCGAAAAGCACAAUAUGAUUGCCCUGUGCUUCAGUAUGUGCCGGGAGAUAGGAGAGAAUCACGAGGCAGCGGCCUGCAUCCAACUGAAGCUGAUUGAGUCUCAGCCCUGGGAGGAAAGCCUCAAGGAUGGAGCCCAACUAAAACAGCUCCUGCUUAAAGCCCUGACUCUGAUGUUGGAUGCAGCAGAGAGUUACGCCAAGGACUCCUGUGUUCGACAGGCCCUGCACUGUAACCGGCUCACCAAGUUGAUAACACUACAGAUUCACUUUCUCAACAGUGGCCAGAAUACAAUGCUUAUCAACUUGGGCCAUCAGAAGCUAAUGGACUGUAUCAUGACCCUACCUCGGUUCUACCAGGCUUCUAUUGUAGCUGAGGCCUAUGACUUUGUUCCUGACUGGGCUGAAGUACUCUACCAACAAGUGAUUCUUAAAGGAGACUUUAGUUAUUUGGAAGAAUUUAAGCAGCAGAAGUUACUAAGACCCAAUAUAUUUGAAGACAUUUCCAAAAAAUAUAAACAACACCAGCCUACCGACAGGGUCACAGAAAACCUGAAGAAGUUACUUUCAUAUUGUGAAGAUAUCUACCUGUAUUACAAGUUGGCAUAUGAACACAAAUUUUUUGAAAUUGUAAAUAUGCUUCUGAAGGACCCUCAGACGGGAUGCUGCCUUAAAGAUAUGCUCGCAGGUUAGAAGAUUGGAAAGGCGCCUGAUUGCUUGCUUGUACCUAUACAGCUCUAAGGGAUGUUCAAUCCUAAUAAAGUAUUUGGAGAUCUUUACCCCCAUUUGAGUUGAAAAGCCCAGAAAUAUACCAUACUGCACUAGUCGUUUGUGGCUGUAGGGAACGGAGGAAAAAUUAGUAUUGAGAUCAGAAGUGUUUUGUUAGAGUGGCUUCUACAUCAGAGAAACAAUAGUGGUUAAAGAACGCCUGUACCUGCAGGUUCCAGUUUCAAAGCAAUUUAAUCUUAUUUACACAGUUAAGGAACACGUGAUACAUUUUCAUGAGUUAGAAACUGAACUUUCUAUAAUAAAAUAGUUUUUAUUUCAGUGUCAUUA
This is a messenger RNA of Mus musculus (house mouse), 1287 nucleotides long. Its product is annotated as predicted gene 3650. The coding region runs from base 1 to 924 and encodes 307 amino acids. The transcript has 6 exons. NCBI's taxonomy places the organism in Eukaryota, Metazoa, Chordata, Mammalia, Rodentia, Muridae. The record is from RefSeq and is a predicted model, not a curated record.